This is a messenger RNA of Exophiala viscosa, 1737 nucleotides long. RefSeq lists its product as uncharacterized. The record is from RefSeq and is a predicted model, not a curated record. The transcript has a single exon. The coding region runs from base 1 to 1737 and encodes 578 amino acids. NCBI's taxonomy places the organism in Eukaryota, Fungi, Ascomycota, Eurotiomycetes, Chaetothyriales, Herpotrichiellaceae.
AUGGCUAGUAACAACGCUGGCGCCGGUCAUAGCCAGUCGGGGUCAGAACCUCAUUGGCUCCGCAGCUUCAACAACACAGAAGCAAGUUCUGAUGCUGGCAACGACCAACAGCCCGAGAGUGGACCGCUUGAGGAUGAUGCCGCCCCUCCAUCAGAUGACCAUGAGGGUCGUGACAUACACCAAGAUACAACAGGCUCACAAAUUGAACCAGAGGACGGUUCGAUUGACCCUGAUGGCGGUCAUGACAACCAAUGGGAAGAGGAAUCAAACGAGUCCGACGCUGGCCAACAGGGACAAGUGGAGGAAGAGGAUCACUGGCGAUGGAGCUUCGACCCAGAUGGUCGACCGAAACCAGGCACCGCAGCUAAUGAUGGCGCGCAGAUGAUUGACAACAACGCCUUGCGUCCGGCAUAUGACUUCCUUGGAGGAAUGGAAGAGAGGCUUGUUGAGGGAAUGGGAGAGGUGCUUGCUGAGGCACCAGGCCAGUACCUCAACGUUGGUAGACCCACCAAUGCUGGAAUGAGGGAGUACGAGUUGAAUGCCACUGGCAUGAACGAGGAUGACUGGGCUGAGGCUGACGCAGGUGCUGACCUGAAUGAGGAUUACUUCGACGAUGCCGUUGAGGAGGAUGUUGAGGAAGAAGUCGAGGAAGAGGCCGAGGAGGCCGUUGAGGACAAUGUUGAAGAAGAAGUGGAGAAAGAGGUCGAGGAGGACGUUGAGGACGACAGACAGGCCACUGGUGAGGUGGAGCGCUUGGGCCCCCGGGAGCGAUGCCCAGGGCUGAGGAGGUCGGAUCCUCACGCACACCUGCCACAAGACGAUCCUAUCCCACCACAAGCACGGUCCAUUGGCGAAGGAGAUGACGCCGGACGUAACCUGCUCGCAGUUUUUGGCAACGACGACGACCCGCGGACCAGAUACCGGUUGCAAAUCGAGAGGGCACGGGGCAGAGGCAAUAGUGCUGCCUUCCACAAUUACCCAGAGUCAAAAACAAUCUUGCCGGCCAGGCUGACGCUGGACGAAAUCUGCGCGCAAUAUCCCAACCACGCUUGGGGCUCCGCCUUGCGAAUGUUCGAGGCCGAGGGCUGGGACGGCCGUCGUAUCUGGGAGGCACUCCCACGGGAUGCUCGGCACGAAAGUGCUCGAGAAAGACCUUGGAAUUACAUCCAACGGAUCUUCACCCGGGAGCGGGAAAACGUCUUUUUUGAGCGAACUGGGACCCGGUGGCAGGAUCACAGAGGCCCACAGCAGCCUCGACGGAGACCAGCUGCGCCAUCGACGGCAGCACCUCCACCACAGCCGCCAGCUCCAGCUCCACUGCCCGUGCCACGAAAUCAGAUCGAGCGACUUGAGCAAUUCGCCGGGUUCGAGAGACAGCGCGCUUUACAGGUCGUCCAGCAGCUUUAUGAGGUCAUGGGAACGCCUCAUCCGCAGCAAGACGCCCGUAUAUUCUUGACCAUGCAACACAACUUAUUUCUGGGACAGAUCAACCAGAUGCUUGGUGUACCCCAGCCUGGGCAAGAAUCGUCGUUUGAGAUUAUCGUCGACGCGUUACAGACCAUUUGGUGCCAGCAAAACAGAUGGGUGGCCCCAGAGAACUUUGCGCAAUGGCAACAGAGAGGAAGAGAAGCAGGUCUGCACAUGUACUUGACGCAUUUGCAGCGCUGGAUUCAGAGAGCGGAGCAGGAGCUCAUUCAGGCCCGCGGUGGGAACGGACAGGCUGGUGGUCAGCCGUAG